AUGGCAUCGUUCCCGGUGUUUCUGGCUGCUGUGUUGCUUUCCUUCUUUCCUGCACAUGGAGAGGAUCUCGAUAUUGAUGAUUUGUCAACGACCCAGAAAGAAGUGCAACAAGAGAUUGUAAAUAAACACAAUGACCUACGGAGAGCCGUCUCUCCGCCUGCCAGCAACAUGCUGAAGAUGAGUUGGGACAGCAAGGCAGCAGCACAGGCCCAACAGUGGGCAGACAAGUGCCAUUACAGACACAGCUCACCACAGGAUCGAGCACUCGGUCAAACUAAGUGUGGCGAGAAUCUGUUUAUGUCAAGUGAGCCUACUCUGUGGUCACAUGCAAUCCAAAACUGGUUCGAUGAGACAAAUGAUUUUGUCUAUGGUGUAGGACCAAAAUAUGAGGAUGCCAAGGUUGGACAUUAUACCCAGGUUGCUUGGUACUCAUCUUUCAAAGUUGGAUGCGGAAUGACCUAUUGUCCCAAUGAACCAACUCUAAAAUACUACUAUGUUUGCCAAUAUUGUCCUGCUGGUAAUGUUGCUAGCAGAAAAUAUACCCCUUAUCUGCAAGGAAAAUCGUGUGCCAGCUGCCCUGAUCACUGUGACAAUGGACUAUGCACCAAUUCUUGCGAGUAUGAGGAUGUGUAUAGUAACUGUAAAGAUUUGAAGAACCAAGUGGGCUGUGAACAUACUCUCGUCAAGGGCAGUUGCAAGGCUUCCUGCAACUGUUCAAACAAAAUUUAUUAA
Messenger RNA from Molossus molossus (Pallas's mastiff bat), 732 nucleotides. RefSeq names its product cysteine-rich secretory protein 3-like. The transcript has 7 exons. NCBI's taxonomy places the organism in Eukaryota, Metazoa, Chordata, Mammalia, Chiroptera, Molossidae. Gene Ontology annotation, cellular component: extracellular region. The record is from RefSeq and is a predicted model, not a curated record. Bases 1 to 732 code for a protein of 243 amino acids.